Messenger RNA from Actinia tenebrosa (Australian red waratah sea anemone), 1853 nucleotides. Its product is annotated as WD repeat-containing protein 44. Gene Ontology annotation, molecular function: protein binding. Lineage: Eukaryota; Metazoa; Cnidaria; Anthozoa; Actiniaria; Actiniidae. The record is from RefSeq and is a predicted model, not a curated record.
CACCGCAGUGCAAGCAUGACAACAAGGUUCAAAAGUGAUUCUAUAAUAUUAUUAUGUGAUUUACUAUCAGCUCAAAAGGGUGAGGACAGUUCAUCAAGUGAGGAUGAAGAUGGUCCAACCACACCAUACAUCAAGAUUAAAUCUGCCCAUGGCAAGGGUCCAGAAGAGUUUGAGAAGCUGAAAUUACUUCAAGACCUGAGCGGAGAACAUGUGGGUGCAAUAUGGACUGUAAAGUUUUCAGUGUGUGGUCGAUUAAUGGCAACUGCAGGACAAGACCAUAUGGUGAGAGUAUGGGUGCUAAAAGAAAAUAUAGAAUAUUUUGAGGAAAUGAGAGAAAAAUAUUCCAACUCAGGUGGACAUAAAGCAAAACCUGAUCCUGAAGUAGAUCAAAUCUUAGAGAAUGACGAAGAAGAGGGACAGGGCAGUGACAGUGGUAGUGAGAAAGAGAAUGUCGAAGAAGGAAAUGAAGAGGAUAACAAGAAAAAGGAGCCACCUGAGGAUGACAACGGCCCAUUCAUGAAGAAACCUUUCUGUACAUAUUGUGGUCAUACUGGUGAUAUUUUAGAUUUGUCCUGGUCAAAGAAUUAUUUUCUUCUUUCAUCUUCAAUGGAUAAAACUGUUAGGUUAUGGCACAUUUCCAGAACAGAGUGUCUUUGUUGUUUUCAGCACAUCGAUUUUGUGACUGCUAUUGUAUUUCAUCCAAGAGAUGACAGAUAUUUCUUAAGUGGUUCGUUAGAUGGUAAAAUACGUCUCUGGAAUAUCCCAGACAAAAAAGUUGCUCUUUGGAAUGAAGUUGAAGGCACAGGAAGUAAUUUAAUCACAGCAGCAAACUUCUGUCUCCAGGGCAGAUUCGCUGUUGUUGGUACGUACGAUGGAAGGUGUAUAUUCUAUGAGACUGAGCGUCUAAAGUACCACACCCAGUGGCAAGUACGAUCUUCCUCUCGAAACAAGCGGUCACGUGGUCGAAAGAUUAGUGGUAUUGAACCAAUGCCUGGAGAAGAGAAGGUGCUGAUUACGUCCAACGAUUCACGCAUUCGUCUAUAUGACCUGAAGGAUAACUCACUGUCCUGCAAAUACAAGGGGUGUACCAAUGCUAGUAGCCAGAUCAAAGCCAGCUUCAGUCACGAUGGUCAGUACCUGAUCUGCGGAUCAGAGGAUCAUUUUGCCUACAUCUGGAGAACACAACACGGAAUUCCUUCAGCCAGGCGAGAUAAAAACGAGUUCUACGAAAGCUUCUCUGCACACGAUGCUGUUGUAACAGUUGCCACCUUCACCCCAGUCCCCUGGCUUAUCAUCCCUCCAGACACAAGCGGCAUACCCGUGACGUCAGAGGUGCUGGUCACUGCUGAUUGGUCAGGAGCUAUCAAACUCUUCGUGAACAGAUGACACGGAACAGGCUUCCUGGUAACUCAACGUCACGUGACCCCCUCCGCCCAACACCAAAGGUUUUCCCGCCAACCUGGGAUAUACUGACUUCUCGAAAACUGCGCUCAAUAUGGAGUUACACGAAUCAAAUACCAAAUCCUUGAUAAGUAAUCUAUAGUUAAUACAAGAUCUCAAAACAAUGUACUUGAUUGUCGCAUACAAUAAUUCUUCUCAAAAAUUAUCAUUUUAUAAAAAUGGCUAACUAAUCAAGACAUAGGCGGAUUUCAAACGGAAUAUUUUGGCGUUGGUCUUCCUGUGGUAAGAGCAAUCUCACCAUAAGAGAACUUGUUUUUUUGGUAUAAAUGUAUGGUUGACGCGCGUGAUAUAGUUUUCAUGUUUGUUUAAUUUUCAUUUAAUCGGAACUAAUAAUCAUUAUUGAUACAUAAUUAUUUUUAUGAUGGUAAUUGAACUGAGUGGAGUGCAAUUUG